Molecule: messenger RNA, 1694 nt
Organism: Homalodisca vitripennis (glassy-winged sharpshooter)
Lineage: Eukaryota; Metazoa; Arthropoda; Insecta; Hemiptera; Cicadellidae
Product: NIF3-like protein 1
Exons: 7
Coding region: 222-1358 (378 amino acids)
Cellular component (GO): mitochondrion; cytoplasm
Source: RefSeq, a predicted model, not a curated record
GUUGUUUUCAAGUAACUCAACUCGCAGAAGUUCAAUUCAAUCUUUCAGGCAGGUCUUAUUUGCUGAUGUCACUGUUUCUGUCAAUACAAAAAAACUAACACAUAAAUUCUACUGAAAGCAAUUUAAGGCCUACUAGUGCUAUUCUGACGUUGUCAAUACAUUGUUAUGUGGGGAUGACAAUAAAGAUUCUUGAUUCUUGAUUCUUGAUCACACGACUGAGUAUGAGGUGGGUCUGUCAUCUGAAACAAACAGGAUUGUGCGGACCGAAGUGGACAUCUCUGGUGUACGGUAUGGCAGCAGUUCGAGCUAUGAGCGUAGAGGGGACUGGAGUGCGACUCUCGCGGAUCGUAGAGUUCCUGACCUCGUUCGCUCCUCUCUCACUGGCUGAAUCGUGGGAUAACGUGGGGCUUCUGGUAGAGCCUGCGUCUCCCGUCUUGGUCAAGAAGGUCUUGCUCACUAUUGACCUGACCGAAGAUGUAAUGAAGGAGGCAGUGGACUCCAAGACCAACUUGAUCAUCGCCUACCAUCCUCCUAUCUUCCAGCCCUUCAAACGCAUCACCUCCGGCAAGUGGAAGGAGAGGCUGCUUGCCACAUGUCUGGAGAACAAGAUGGCUGUCUACUCCCCCCACACUACCUGGGACGCAGUUACUGGUGGACUAUCAGACUGGCUGGCGAGCCCAUUCGAAUUCGAAGGUGUUGAGCCGCUGGUACCUUCGCUGGGAGUUCUGACUAGGCCAGAGUUCUCACACCAUGUGACAGUGUUCUGUCCAUUAGAGCUCAGAGACAGGUGUCAGGAAGUCAUCAGUCGUAGCCACGCAGAGGUUGUCAGUACGGCAGAGCUAAAGACUAUGGUGAAGUUCUCGUUGGAGGCUAAGAAGCAGUUUCUGCUAGAACUGGAGUCUGGACUGAACGAGACCAACUGUUACUACAGCAUUUAUGAGAGGGGCCCUAUUCCUCCCAGAGGCUGUGGCACCGGAAGGUUUGGGAAGCUGAAAUCUCAAAUCACACUCUCAGAGGCAGUUGAGAAAGUGAAAGCCUUGGUUGGGAUGUCUCAAAUACGCAUAGCCUUACAAAGAGGAAACGUUACAGAUUCACCGGUGCGUUCGGUCGCGUUGGUGGCUGGGUCGGGAGCCUCCGUUCUGCGCGGCGUACGGGCCGACCUGUACGUGACAGGAGAGAUGUUACACCACGACAUACUUGAGGCCAACCACUCAGGAGCGAGCGUGAUACUUAUCAACCAUUCGGACAGUGAGCGGGGCUAUCUCUCGCAGUUUGCGCCGCGCCUGGCUGACCACUUUGGUGAUGGCAUCGGAGUAUCCGUAGCGACCAGCGACAGAGACCCCAUCGUCAUUGUGUAACCAUUUUGUUUGUGGAAUGAAGGGAGUUUGUAACAGAAGAUUGGGAAACGAAGUGAACUUAACAAUAGAAGCAAGAUAGCUAAUAGGUGCAAAAUUUAUCAACGGCUGUUACAUUUAUUUAACAAUAACGUAUUUUGUCUAAACUUUUAUCAUAAAGUGCUAUUUAAAACAUUGUUGAUUAUAAUUGAAUGGUCAUGGUAAGAUCAAGUGAAACUUUUUACAAUUUUUGUUGAGAGUGCUUUUUAUGUUCGACACAAUUACAAAAUAUAUAUACGUGUAGUAUUUUUAUGGUGAUUAUGUCAACCAAUUUUUGAGAUAAUUAAAAUGAAAACUAAA